Molecule: messenger RNA, 698 nt
Organism: Pieris brassicae (large cabbage white)
Lineage: Eukaryota; Metazoa; Arthropoda; Insecta; Lepidoptera; Pieridae
Exons: 5
Coding region: 81-557 (158 amino acids)
Source: RefSeq, a predicted model, not a curated record
UAUUUCGUAGUCUGAAUAAGUCAUUAUUCUAUAAUAAGGCAAAUCAAUAUCUUUGUAUUGUGAAGUAAACAAGUGUUAUUAUGGCGAGGAUGGAGCUUCCGGUCGUAGAAAAGUUUUGUUUCAUUUUCCAAUUGAAAACUGGAUGUAUGGCUAUAGGAGUUAUAAGCUCGCUGGUAACGUUCGUCCAAGCGGUGAUACUGAUAACAUUUGCUGUGGACAUCAAUGAAGCGUCAGAUACUAAGGGAGAUGAGAAAGAUAAUAUGUCUUCCGUCGUCUAUACUAUUGUUAUUCUUCUUCUUAUUCUGCUCUUCAUCAAGUUUCUGCUGGACCUGAUAUUUGUGUAUGCAGUAUACAAGGAAAAGAGUAGUAUAAUCAAAAAGUACUACAUCUUUUGGAUCGUAUUCUUGGUACUGUUCAUCAUAAGCUUCCUGAAGACCUUGUUCCAUAUGGGUGCUGGACACGUCAUCACGCAGCUUUUCUUUUUGGCCGCAAAUUUCUACUUCCUUGUUAUAAUUCGGAGUUACUGUCUGUCGAUCAACGAGGAUGGCGUUCAUUAAAUUAUCUUACACGAAAAAUAAAGAAAGAGGUUUCAGGUAUUAAAUUAUAAUUAAGAACCAAUGAAUACAAUGUAAUACAGCAAAAUGAUUGUUUAAAAAAAAUUAAAUUUAAAGUUACAUUGGACUAUAUAGUAUAGAACA